CAUCAACUUCCGGUUCAGGUCACAUUUCAAGAUGGCUGACCGCCGAUAGUAGUGAGUGGUCGGGCCGCCAAGAAUCUCUGGAAUUUCUCCCCCAAUUAUGCGUUUACGUUUCCCGUGUCCACCGUUCUGAGGUAGGGGACGAUGUGCGCGAGCUAGAGGCGUAGGCUGGACUUCCUUCGCCGAGUUCUAACCACUUUUUGCGGCCGUGGGAGAGCGGAGAAAAGUUGGCGGGUUUUCGCGCACCAAGUCCUGCACGCAGAGAGAGACCUGGUCUGUCAACCCUCAGCAGCGCUCGACGCGACAACACUCCACAUUACUUAGAGGAGCUGGGGACGAGAUCUCUUCUCCAGCUGGGAGGGCGGUUACCACGGCGACCAUGCAGUGUGGCAGGGACAUGUGCAGAUCAGCUGCCGUCAGUGUAACGUUACUACCUCAACAUUGAACUGUGGGCGUGGCGCGACAUGGAAAACAUACGCCGCCAUUUCAAGGAGUUCAAGCCCAAGCACGACGCCACAGAGGCCACGACCGCGGCGGGACACGGUCAGGGCCCGGAUGUUGCCACCGCGUCGACGGGAGGAUCCGGCGGCGCGGAAUAUCGCUCUCCGAGUGCCAGCAUGCCGGUCACGCUGGACGCGCACGUCAGCGACAUCCAACAGUCCGUCAACCACUUCCUGAACACGCUCAACUCCCUCUGCGGGGCGGGGACCCAGCUGGCCGAGGUGUUCUCCACCGUGUUCGAGGAGACGAUGUUGUGGGACGUCACCAGGCAGCUGGUGCAGGUCUGGAGCGAUGUCAGUCUAGCGACGAGUAGCAAUAGCACGCAGGUGAAGGAAGAGGUCGUCAUGGCUCUGUCGGAGCUCGCGCUGAAAGGGGAGGGCGAUGCGUCGACGGAAGGAAACUCAUCUUUGCAAGAGCAAGAUCUCCAGGUCCUGGGGAAGUGCCUACAGUGCAUGUUGAACCUACAGUACCAGUUCCUGACUUCCUACGGGAGCAUCAUGGCCGCCGUGAAGAACAGCGCAGGAAAUCACGCCUCGCUGCUGGCGGCCGAGUCGCGGCAGCACGGGGAUGCAGUACUGCAGUCGUCCCGGGAGGUGGCGCUUCACUCAUGGCAGACCGUUAAGCAGAUGUUGUACAGCCUGCACCAGUGUCAGGCCGUGACCCUACCUGACCUCUCACAGCAGAACUUGUCAGAACAGGUUCGCAGAGACGCUGGGCAGAGGCUGGACCAGGCAUGGCAGGUGUACAAGCGAACACUGGAGAGGUUUGCUGGUAACGAGUUUCGACUGUUGGGUGGUUUCUACUGCAACCCACAAGCCCUGGAGCAGGUUCUCAAGGGCUGCUGUAGUGACGACGAGAUCCGACAGUCAGCGACGAACCCCCACCUGACGGACCCCACCACCCUCAUCUACAAGGAGCUGGCGAGAGUUGACGUGCAGAUCGGCUCGGUUGUGUACCGGGGCACGGCCACCGGCAGCCCCGGCCAGAACAUCAAGAACAAGAUGGUGGCCAUGCGCCAGCUGCUACAGGGUGCAGCAGAGCAGCAUGGGAAGGGCAGUAUCCUGGGCAGCGUGGUGGAUCGCCUGACGUGCCUGGUCCUGAGCCAGGCCUGUCCGUCCGUCACUCACCCCACCAGCAAAACAGCCGUGCAGCUCUGCUUCGGCAGGGCAGGACUGGUCUCCGUGAGCUGUACCUCCCUACCCAGAGGUACCACCGGAGCCAGAGUCACCGUUUCAGGCACACAUGUGGUCGUGCAGGUCACAACUGCAUGGUGCCUUCAGAAGGACAACAGAGUUCUGUCCACGUUGCAGCGAACGUCUGACGACAGUUGUCGGCUGGGUGUCGUAGAUGCCAUCUACACUGCCAUAAUCGAUCCAGCUAGACUUCUGGAUGGCAGAGAACAGAUGUUGCCUACUGUCCAAGUGAAGCUGCGGUCGGACAUGUUCUCCCAGGACUCAGGACCCCCCAGUGCCACAGCCCCCGCCUCCCAACCAGUAUUAGCCGACUACAAGAUGCCAGGAGAAACCAUACAGAGACGUGGCAGCCUCGAGGGGGAGGGGGGCAUCAAAAAGACUUUUAACAAACUCACUUCCAAGUUUGGGCGGAAAGGCUCCUACUCCCCUAGCCCCUCCAACGAUGCCACGAAACAAAGUGCCUUCUACUCAAACUCCUCCCAGCCCGCCGCUGCCAUGGCAACGUCCAAUGGGAGUAGAUUUUCUGCCCCCGUCGCUGACCAAUCAGGGACUAGCUUCACCUUCCCAACAAGACCAACUGACCAAUCAGCAAAGAGCAUGACAUAUCCCAGUAGAACAGUGGUGGCGCAGGACCCCCCACCCCCCGAGAUGAGACCCCCACCCCCUGAGAUGAGACCCCCACCUCCUGAGUUGAGACCCCCACCCCCUGAGUUGAGACCCCCACCCCCUGAAAUGAGACCCCCACCCCCUGAGUUGAGACCCCCACCCCCUGAAAUGAGACCCCCACCCCCAGAAAUGAGACCCCCACCCCCAGAGAUGAGGAAGGAGGAAAGAAGGCUGUCCAUGAUCGAGGAACAGGCCGAGUCCAACACUUUAGAAGAGGAGAAGAAAGGAGAAACUUCGCCUGAAGAGGCUGUGGAAGGAGCCAAUAGAGGAGAGUCUGAGCGAUCCCCAAGUCUUGCCACUGAGGAGGAAAUCCAGGAAGUGAUUGACUUCCUUUCGCGUCACCACAAACCUCAGCCGCUCGCGACCGACGGGUCCCCGCCCGGUAACCGUAGCAACCGCAAGAGCUGGACCACGGAGGCCGCCAACUUCCUGUCCAACCUGCGGACCUCCGACCCCAACAGCCUGCCUAGUGAGAAGUCCAGCUCGGAGGACACCAGCAGCCAAAGGUCAAACAGCUUGCCCAGACCCUCAGAUUUUGGGCGGAACACGUGGCCGAGCAGAAUUCGGCCGGUGAGCCUGAGCGGAAAUUUGGAGCAGCUUGCCGGGAGCGAGUUCUCAUCGGAUCCAGAGUAUGCCCACUACGUUGCCAGUAUGAAUAACUACCUGCAGGCCCAGCAGAGUAAGGUUCGGCACAGAUGGGGAGGGGAGGGGAUGCGGACGCAGUGGUCCAGUCAGGAGGGGAGACUCAACUCCACGUGGCCCAUACCGCCUUCUUCCAACGAAAGAUACAACUCCCUCCCCCUUCUCCUGCCCCGCUCGCGGCUGGACUCCCCGCCGCUGGUGGAUCAAACCAAAGCUGCGUCUUUCUUUGACCUUCCCCUGUCAAGCAGUGAAGCCCUUGGAGGGAGCAACAGCUGGUGUAACAUGGACUCCGGCAGUGCAAGCUCCAGCGACGACACCUCCUCAACCAACGGGGACGUGUUCUCCAUGGGGCUGGGUCUGACCGGAAACGACCUCAUACAGAAAUGCAGCAGUGAAGGUGGGGAGAGCACACCUGAGUCAGAACACCUGCAGGGCUUCCUGGACGAGCUGGCGCAGAUGGAACCAAAGUCAACAAAAACAUGGCCGCCCAAGUCUCCAUGGCAACGGUCGCUGCCGGGAGGGUUCCAGUUCGCCGAGCAGCCCCCUCCGGUCGACGGCCACGUGGCCGCCAUCCAGCAGUGGAGUGACCCCCUCCCCCAGGGGUCCGCCCCGGAAGUCCACCCCUCAGUCACAGCCCAGUGGAGCGAUCCGAUCCCGAUGGCCGCCACAUCCCCCUGGUCCACCGCGGGCGACAACUCCCCCUCCACCCCGCCCCCCCUCACCGGGUUUCCCCCCCACAACGACAGUGCAAUGCGCGGACACCCCAAGCUAGACAGAAGAUUAGCGUACAUGCCUCCGUAUCAAAAUAUGUAAAACAGCCGUAUUGCUAGCCUACACCAGGCUCCACAUGUUGCUGAAAGUGGUAGAAAUUGGCCAAAUAGACAGAUUACAUAUCAGAGGAGUUGGUCAGCUCAAAAGUACAGUUUUCACUAGCCCGAUUGUCCCAGGCAAGAAAAAGUGCCGAUCAGACAGGUGCAUGUCCUACUCCACUUGCCCAAUCUGGCAAGUAAGAUUUUUCCAUGAGUGAGAUUUUGACAUACUUGUUACUUGUCACAGACAUGGCAUCAAGCAUUGGUCAACACAGGAAAAUUGAGCCAAUGAUAAAAGAUUCCAUUGCUGGAAGUGAAAAUACAUAUAAAAAUGUCAUGUCAUUUCAGGCAAGGGAUUUUGUGUAUUUGCCCGAGGACGAGUGAAUUUUAGAAAACUGGUUCGACCCUGCCUAUGUCACAAAUUGUAGUUUUGGCCUGUCAACUCCACUGAUGUGUUAUCUGUCAAUCUGACCAAUUUCUACUCUAUUUCCAGCAACAAGUAGAGCCAGGUAGAGGCUAGCGUUGCCAACGUAUAGCUUUUGUACGAGUACUUGUCGACUGAGAGCACAGUGAAUGAUUAUUAUUGUAUCUAAACCGAAUCUCUACACAAUGAACUAUCACAAGAUUUUCUAUGCUGGAGUUUGUUCCAGUCGUUGACUAUUGAUUGUCUAAGUAUGUAGCAGGAUAGGAAAGCUACAAAGUGCCUUUGUGGUAAAAAGAAGAUGAGGAAAAAAG
Messenger RNA from Branchiostoma floridae (Florida lancelet), 4543 nucleotides. RefSeq names its product granule associated Rac and RHOG effector protein 1-like. Gene Ontology annotation, biological process: Rac protein signal transduction. Lineage: Eukaryota; Metazoa; Chordata; Leptocardii; Amphioxiformes; Branchiostomatidae. The transcript has 17 exons. Gene Ontology annotation, molecular function: CCR4-NOT complex binding. The record is from RefSeq and is a predicted model, not a curated record. The coding region runs from base 462 to 3812 and encodes 1116 amino acids.